Molecule: messenger RNA, 1673 nt
Organism: Ananas comosus (pineapple)
Lineage: Eukaryota; Viridiplantae; Streptophyta; Magnoliopsida; Poales; Bromeliaceae
Exons: 10
Coding region: 116-1471 (451 amino acids)
Molecular function (GO): protein binding
Source: RefSeq, a predicted model, not a curated record
GAGAGCUCAUUCUAGGAUCUCCUUCUCGAUUCCACACUCACCGCCCACCCCCUCUUCUUCUUCGCCGCUCUCUUUAUUUAUCCUCGUUUACCUCUGGUGUUUUCAGUGUAGUGCAAUGGCUGUUAAUCUGAACGACGAUUUGGAAUUCGUUGAUGAUGACUACUUCGACAUGUUCGAGUUUGAGGAUGAAGGGUUUGAGGUGAACCGACUGCGAAGGGAAGGCAACAGUGCCGGCCCGGAUGAUGUCGAGGAUGCAAGCAAGCAAAAGAGUGAUACUUCGGCGCUGGAGUAUAGAAAGGGGAAGGACAUGCAGGGGAUUCCCUGGGAGAGGUUGAAUUAUACGAGGGACAAGUACCGUGAGAUGAGGUUGAAGCAGUACAAGAACUUCCAAAACCUCUCGAGACCCCACCAUGGACUGGAGAAGGAGUGCAAGCAAGUGAAGAGCGGAAGCAGGUUCUAUGAUUUUCAGUCCAAUACAAGGCUUGUCAAGUCGACAAUUGUGCAUUUUCAGCUGAGGAAUCUACUGUGGGCAACCUCAAAGCAUGAUGUGUACACAGUGCAGAAUUAUUCAGUCAUGCACUGGUCAUCGCUGCUCCAAAGAGGCCAAGAAGUGCUAAAUGUUGCGGGACAAAUUGCCCCAACUCAGUUGGCUAUUACGCAGAAGUAUCAUGGAUCUUCUCCCCGACCAUUAUCAAGGGUGCAGAUCAGCACUAUGGCUGUGAAGGAUAACUUAAUGGUGGCUGGUGGCUUCCAGGGUGAAGUCAUAUGCAAGUAUCUAAAUCAAUCUGGAGUGGCCUUCUGUACAAAUUUAACUGACAGCGACAAUGCCAUCACCAAUGCAGUUGAUAUAUAUCAGCCUUCAAAUGGCUCCACUCGAGUGAUGACUGCUAACAACGAUAGCUAUGUAAGGGUCUUUGAUGUAGAGAGAUUCGUUCUGCUAAACCGAUUUCCUCACUCCUGGUCCGUCAAUAAUACUUCAGUUAGUCCAGAUGGCAAGCUUCUUGCUGUCCUUGGUGACAGUACAGAGUGUCUGGUAGCAGAUCCUCAGACCGGGAAGGCAAUUGGGAGCCUUAAGGGUCAUUUUGAUUACUCCUUUGCAUCGGCGUGGCACCCUGAUGGCCGCAUCCUAGCGACUGGAAACCAAGACAAAACAUGCCGAUUGUGGGACAUCAGAAACCCCUCGCAGUCUGUGGCUGUGCUCAAAGGUCGAAUGGGAGCUAUAAGGGGACUUAAAUUUUCGUCUGAUGGUCGGUUUAUGGCAAUGGCUGAGCCAGCCGAUUUUGUUCACAUUUGUGAUGCUACAUCUGAUUACUACUGCACGCAAGAGAUCGAUCUCUUUGGGGAGAUUGCUGGUAUCUCUUUCAGCCUGGAUAGUGAAGCGCUUUUCGUCGGAGUAGCCGACCGUACCUAUGGGAGUCUAUUGGAGUUCAACCGGAGAAACCAAUUCCAUUUCCUGGACUCUUUCUUCUGAUGGUAGCAACUAAGUUGGUGAUGGACUUGAAGUAGGUGUUUGUUGUGUAGUUUUCCGUUCUCGGGAAUAUUGUAAAUUGAGGAGUGGCAUUCAUGCUGCUUCUGUACAGGAAGCGAGUGAGCGUCGAAAAGAACCUUUUUGUUACUUGUGCAGGGUUUGUUUGGGAACUCCCUCUAUUUAUUUUUCUGGUUUUUCAUCUAAA